AACUUUUCCCAAAAUCCAAAAUACUUAAAAAUAUCACAGUCAUGCGUUUUAAUAGAAAAUUAAUACAACACAGAUUAAAUGGGUGACGGUAAAGUAUCAUACUUAGAGAAUGUGUUUACAUAUGAAAUAUAGAAAAAUCGAAUUAUUACCCUAUAUACACGUCUCAUUUAUUCACCAGUGCAUAUAGGAGAUUAAAUCUUUUUUAAUCUUUUAGAAAACCGGUUCCAUUGUUGGUCUUCUUUGCAUAAUUUUUUGCAAUAUCGUCGACCAAUAUAUCAAUUUUUUUGCGGAUAAGUAGGACUCGUCCAAAGAUGCGAAGAUAUGUUUAAAUAACAACAACAGCAUUAGCAUAACAUAAAUAGUGUUGCAGAACAAAUUUCUACAUCAAUCUUGCAAAAAAUGAACGGACUUAGAAAAAGUUAAUAUUUAUUCUGGAAUAUUAAAUUUCUAAUCUGCGAAAUCAGGGAUCGGCUUUAUUCUUACAUUUCUUUUUCUCUUUGUAGUUUUUCGACAGCCUGGUACCAUCUGGCGUUGCAACUAAAUUCCGAAAAUAAAAAAAAACGGAAUUAAUGUAUUCUUAUUUAAUAACUUUAAUUUUUAAUAUAGGAAAAAGUAAAAUAAUUGAAAUUUUGAAAAAGAGAAAGAAAUAACGACAAAACAGCACGAAUAAAAUUUCAAAAUAAACAAUAAUUGAGAAUCCAAGAAUAAAUCGAAAAAGAAACAAAAAUUGUCAAUGUCAGCCGUCGCAGUUAUUGAUUCGUCGAAUUGAUGUAUUAAAAGAAAGUUUAGAUAUGUCUGAAUUAUCUUUCUAAACAGUUCUGUUAAUAUACACUUUAUGCAUCCAUAAUCAGCGGCUCACACUAGCAAUUCACUACAAAUAAUUGAGGAAGAAAAGCAAUUAAACAGCCGAAGAAGUAGACAUAAAAAUUCAGAAAUUCGAGGACAUUUUCUAAGACCAAAAAAAUGUCUAGGACCGUACACCGUGCCAUUUAGACCGCGUUAGGAAAUCUCAUUUUAAUAUUACGCGCCGUAACGAAUAAAUUAGUACCUUUUUCGAAUUUCAGAGAUUUUUAUGUAUCCAAAUAUAUUCGAGCACACACGCUAGACGCAAAGUAAAAAAAAUAACGGUAGGUAAUGGUAUAGGAGUUGGUAAAAAUUCCAAGCACUUUCACGAUUCGCGCGUUGUCCAAAAAAAAAGGAAGGCACAUCCGGGAACCCUGUCGAAGGAGAGUGCCCAAUGAUUCCAUCUCAACUGGUUCACGCGACCAGAACGGCAUUAUUCAAGAGAGUGAGAGCGAUGGAAGGGGCAUACUUGCAUGCAAAUGUCAUUUUAAAUACUUUCGCAACGUGGUGGCGACUUUUAAUUUUUUGGUAUCGGCCGCGUCGCGUCGCGACGAUAGAUCGCGACGAUGUCGCAAACUUUCGCCUAGGAUAACGGAGCUUCCUGCCGCAGCUCCGUGCGGAAGAGGGAACCCGCGAAAGAAAUCGGAAACGGGAUGAUCCGAUCUCCGGUGCUUAAUUUUCCGCUUAAGUUUCAUCGGUAAAUCCCCGCGAGGUGCGCCCAGUCUAAGGAAGAAUUGUUAAUUAGUAACUGGGAGUUCUUUCCCUCAAAAUAAGUACGUCAGUACUCGUAACUCUCGCAUACCAUUGUCGCGUGCCAGCUCGGCCAGGUCGACGGUGUCCGAGUCGCGCGAGCGUCAACGCGGAAAAAAUUGUGCCGCGCGUAAACGUCAAAAGGGAAAGGCGUUGCGUUACUACUUUCAAAGUAAAUUCUGUUACGCGUAAUCGUCAUCGUCAUCGCCAUUCUCACGAUGGCGUACGUGAGCCAUCCCACCGAGAGGAUGGGAUUCCGCGAAGCACGAGACAUUCGGUGUCUUUUCUUUCCGCUACAGGUGUGCAUUACAUUGAGAUGUGACGUCAAUGCCCGAGGAUAACGAUACUAAAUCCAUGUUUAAGGGAACUGUCGGCGGUGUAGCAAAGGAGAUGGCGAUGACGACGACGACGACGUCGACACCAUCGCGACGACGACGACGACGACGACGACGACGACGAUGACGAUGACGACGAGCGGCGGCGGCGGCGGCGGGGCUCCAUCGAGAGGGAGCGAGCCGCUCGUGACGUCAAAGAGUAGGGCGAGCAUCCUCGAAGAAGAGGGAGCCGCCACUCCGCGAGUGACCAAAGAGAUUCUUCUUGGGGCCCCGGCCCCGACACCAACACUCAGGGGCUGCACAAAGUAGCUGGACAAAAGAGAGGGGGGAAUUAGUCACAUCUUCGUGUAUACCGGCACGCGCAAGCCCCCGUUAAAGUGGGGCAACACCACCCACGUGCACGUUCGCGGGCAGGAUAAAAAAUCCUUCGAAGAUCAGGGAAUACUCAGUUUUGAACAAGCCAUUAAGCGAGACGAUCGAGCCGAGACGAAGAGAGAUCAUAUACCGUCUCGCUUCUCGAUCUCACAAAUCCCGACGAAUAAGCUCGCGUGAGUGAGAGUCCGCCGAAGGAAUCUACCGGGAAUUCAGAAAGGCCGCUUAGACACGCGCGUAUAUCUUGCGCUGGUCAGUGUUAAAUUUCGACUGGCGAAUCAUCACAGAGAAUCGCGCGUCGUCUAGACCAAAACACAGCUAGAUUGUCAAAAUAUUUUCGACUUACGUCACGUAGUCGAAGGAACGGUCGAACGGUCGACCAAACCUGAAAAAUUCCCAUUUGAAAUACCGCGUCGCAUAUUUACAUCUUUCAGUGUCUCUCCGACAUCCGUAUCGUCAACUUGUCGAACUUUAAGGGAAGCUCGAUAGACGAAAGAACUCUCGAAGGUAAUCGAUUGAGAGCCGAGAAAAAUUAUUCGGAGUGUUCUGGAGAUUCUCCACUGUGAUUAAAAAACGUGAUAGAAAUAAAAGCAACAAAUAAAACAAAUUUAUUGCUUUAGUGCGUUGAAAAAAAGUAUACGUGAUACGAAAAGCGAAUCCCGAAGGAAACUGAGGUCGAUCUCGUUGAAGGCCGAGGAAGAAUUAAAAAAAAAAAAAAAAAGGCUAUAUCAUCGAUAAAGAUUUGCAGAGGUCUUUUCGUGCAAAUUUCGGACUUCGAAGAUCGACAUUGAACGACAAUGGCGAUAUUGAACGUCAUGUUUUGCAUACUUGUUGUUCUCACCUGUGUCAUCGUCAGCACGACGCUCGUUCAAGGUCGGAGUCUAAGACGACGGCACGGGCAUCACGCUCUCUCCGAUUAUCUCGAGAAAUCGCUGCCGCGAGAUCUGUCGGAACGUCUCGAGGAUGAUCUGGAAUACUAUCCCGAUUUUUACGGACAGGCGAAAAAGCGCAAGCAUGCCCAACUUCUGGAUCAUUCCGAGUACGAGGAGUACGAGGACUUGGAGGAGCGAGUACCACCGUUUCUCCUUCGAUACGAACACGAAGACGGAUCGAGAGGUCGCGAGUCCUUACGACGAAAGGAGGAUUUCCUUCUCAAGCACGACGACUUCGACGCCUUCUCAAGAAUUGUCGCUAGAAGAAAACGUAACAACAAACACGGGGGCAUGAGAAAUCAAGACAAGAGGAACCUGCAACAUCGUCGCAAUUUCUUAGAGAUGGAGGUGAAGAUGGCGCAGAACCGCUCUAUCUGCAACUACACCGUGGAGUCGGUACCGGACCUAUACGGUUCCCGGAUACCGAGAAAUCUGGAACACGUGAGAUGCAAUCACCUCGGUAGCAGCUGUCAGGGCACCAACUCCUACUGCUGCAUACAGACGUACAAAAAUAUCGAGGUGUCCUAUGGCAACGGCCACAAUGAGACAAUGAAACUGUACGUAGGCUGCGUGUGUGCCUCAAAUUCGCAUUCGUUGAUACAGUCGCUGGCACGUCUUGACGAUUGACAUCGAGAGUUCGCGAGACUAAUUCGGGGAGUAGGGGAGUGAACGGGGGGAUGACGAUCCGUUUCGGUGACGAUAAAUUCGCCUCGGUAAUGUCGGCCAUCAGCGGCCAUGAUCUUCGAACCGGCACGAGUCGAGCGAGACGCGUCUUCGGAGGAGACAGCGAUUGAAACUAAGAAACGCAGCUUGUUGUUGUCGCAUUUGACGUUGCAAUCGAUAAUCCAUGAACGGACGAACGUCUUUCUUUCCUUUUUUCUCUUUGCGUAGAACUCGUUUGAAGAUUGCGCCUAGUGACGCGCGAAUACUGGGAAUUUAACAGAUUUACUCAAACGUUUGACGUUAGAACGGCGAUUUACUGGACUGCGGCGGGAAGGCGAGAGAAGAAAGUUGAAAAGGAUCGGAAUAACGACGCGAGAGCGUAUGAGAUCGAAGCAGUCUCUCUCUUGUCAAUCUUUUACCCUCUUCGUUCCGAUACCAUUUGCAUUCGACAACAUAUAUUGUGCAUACCCAAUUAAAUCGCGAUCGUCUUUCCGUCAUCUCGUGCCGACAAUAAAAAUACGAAACGCGACGUAUCGAUGUAAGGACAAUAGGUGAUAGCCUGGUAGCAAAAAACGAUCAAAAUACUCAUUGAAAAUUCACGACUCGUAAGACAUAAAUUCAAAGUAUCGUAGAAAAAAUGACAAAAUUAGCAAAUACAUAAAUAACUGUUUUUAGUAGUAGAAUUAAAAAUGCUUGUAGCUGUGCCGAUGAGGAAGCAGAAAUCGGUAGAAAAAUAUUACAAACCGUUCCGUUUUUCUUUAAGCCCUUCCUAUGGGUCUCGUGUCGAUUUGCAACAGGGUUGGCAUUUAUUUUAAACAAUACGUUUAAAACUGACUUGAUUAAAAUUUAUUUAAAACAGUUGGCAUGUUUUUAAACAUUUAAACAGUUUUAAAUUAUUGUCUAACUAUAGUAGAAGAUAAUAAAUCUGAGAAAGAAAUAUUUGAACGCGUCUGAUUUCAGCUGCUAUGUGACCUUCUUUGUGAAAACAAGAAGAAAUUCUUAGUGUUAUUUUCUCUUCUCCCAUUCGACUCAAGGUCUUUCUUGUCUUAAUUAGUGACACUCGUAGAGAUAAAGAUUUCAUCCUAAGUAUGAUUAGCAGAUGAUUUGUAACUUGGCCUUACAGUUAACAAGAUACUCAAUAUCUUCCAAUUUGACGCUGACAAAAGAUUUAAAUAUUCAAGCUGGAACAGAUUGAAGUUAGCAAAUAUUUCUUUUUUGUUUAUUUUAAAAUUAUACUUUUUUUGUUUAAUAUGUUCUUUUUUCGUUACUUGACACAAAUACAGAAAACAUUGUUUUUUAAACAAAAAACAAUGUUUUUUUUUUUGUUUAGAAUGGAAAACAACAAAUUUUUUGUUAACCUUAAUUUGCCUUAAUAAGGUCUGAAUCACAUUCUGCGGAUAGUCCGCAUAUAAGAUUCAAGUGCCGUAAUGUAACAUCGUGUAACGUUGCCUAGUAGGAAUAAGAAAUUAUUGUUUACGCUUUAGGUAUUUAUAGAUUCUCCCGGCCGUGUUGUUGUCAAACAAUGUGAUAAAACACGUACUCGAUCACAACCAAUCGCUCAGGUAGUGCUAAAUCCGGUCAGACGUGCACGUAACACGUAUCCGAAUGUAAUUAUCAUCACGUGCAUCGUUUAGAUGGAUAAUGAUUGCAUGAGUGAAUCAUGAAUGUCCGUCGCGAUUGACGCACAUUAUCUAUUUAUUGCAUACGUCGCGUACCAUCCCGUCUAUUUAUUUUCGCCAACAUUUUCAUCCCAUUCACUUGUAUUUAUCUAUUUAUUUAUUUAUUUAUUUAUCCGUUUAUUUAUGCAGGUAUUUAUUUCUAACUGUUUAUGCAGCAUGUAACGAGGACUUAUUUCCGAUCUAUUCAAAGCGAUAUAAUUUGUUUUGCGAGGUAAAAAACGGGAAACAGCUCUGCGAUAAUUCCGAGCGACGGAAAUCGUGUACUUGUUGAAAUUUACAUACAUUAAUUGACAAGUAAUGUGAUUGAUGUAAUUUAGGCUGAAUCAAGCGUGAUUUGUAUGAAAUUUACUUGUGAAUUUUUUAAGUGACUUUAAAUAGUUUAGAUCUUUUUAUAUGUAUGCACGCCUGUGUAUUAAGAGACGAACAGUAUUAAAUACCGAUAAUUCGAUAUUGACUACGAAUUUGUAAUUGUAAAUUAUCGCGCGUACUUUUAUAUUUCUAUAAAAGAUUUUACUGCUGUGGUUUAAUGGAAGGCAAACAGUAUUAAAACAAACAUAAUGUUUCUCUCUAAUAAC
This is a messenger RNA of Solenopsis invicta (red fire ant), 6149 nucleotides long. RefSeq lists its product as uncharacterized. The record is from RefSeq and is a predicted model, not a curated record. The transcript has a single exon. The coding region runs from base 3098 to 3859 and encodes 253 amino acids. Lineage: Eukaryota; Metazoa; Arthropoda; Insecta; Hymenoptera; Formicidae.